Molecule: messenger RNA, 2014 nt
Organism: Notolabrus celidotus (New Zealand spotty)
Lineage: Eukaryota; Metazoa; Chordata; Actinopteri; Labriformes; Labridae
Product: isocitrate dehydrogenase [NAD] subunit alpha, mitochondrial-like
Exons: 11
Coding region: 204-1301 (365 amino acids)
Biological process (GO): isocitrate metabolic process; tricarboxylic acid cycle
Cellular component (GO): mitochondrion
Molecular function (GO): magnesium ion binding; isocitrate dehydrogenase (NAD+) activity; NAD binding
Source: RefSeq, a predicted model, not a curated record
UUUGUACAUGAAUGUGUUGAAACGCUGAAACAGAAUAACUACUGUGAAAAAAGUGAACAAAAGGACUUUCUAUCUGUAUAUCCAUCCAUAUCUGCGUGUGUGGGAGGAGCCUCAGAGUGAGCCCUCUCUCUGUCAGAGGAUCUUCGUCCCGGCUUCUCUCGUCCCCCAGCAGCGGAUCAGAGUGAAUCCUCUUCCUCGGCAGGAUGGCAGGCAGCGCAUGGAGGUCAAUGCUGACCCAGGUGGUGGCAGGGGCGGUGAAGAGACCCGCUCUCUCUUCCUUUUCCAGAGGGAUGCAGACAGUCACACUGAUUCCUGGAGAUGGAAUUGGACCUGAGAUCUCCAACGCCGUCAUGAAGAUCUUUGAAACGGCGAAAGCUCCGAUCAGAUGGGAGGAGAGGAACGUGACUGCGAUUAAGGGACCUGGUGGCAAAUGGAUGAUUCCUUCUGACGCCAAAGAAUCCAUGGACAAGAGCAAGAUCGGACUGAAAGGACCCCUGAAGACGCCCAUCGCUGCAGGUCACCCCUCCAUGAACCUGCUGCUGAGGAAGACCUUUGACCUGUACGCCAACGUGCGACCCUGCAUCUCCAUCGAGGGCUACAAGACUCCGUACACCGACGUCGACCUGGUCACCAUCCGAGAGAACACAGAGGGCGAAUACAGCGGCAUCGAACACGUGAUCGUCGACGGCGUCGUUCAGAGCAUCAAGCUGAUCACAGAGAACGCCAGCAGACGCAUCGCGGAGUACGCCUUCGAGUACGCCAGAAACAACAAAAGAAACAGCGUGACGGCCGUCCACAAAGCAAACAUCAUGCGAAUGUCAGACGGUCUGUUUCUGAGGAAAUGUCGCGAGGUGGCCGAAGGCUUCAAAGAUAUCAAGUUUACUGAGAUGUACCUCGACACAGUGUGCCUCAAUAUGGUUCAGGAUCCCACCCAGUUUGACGUUCUGGUCAUGCCCAACCUGUACGGAGACAUCCUCAGCGAUCUGUGUGCCGGUCUAAUCGGAGGACUCGGAGUCACUCCCAGCGGGAACAUCGGAGCAAACGGAGUCGCUAUUUUUGAAUCGGUUCACGGUACGGCCCCAGACAUCGCCGGUUUGGACAUGGCGAACCCCACCGCCCUGCUGCUCAGUGCUGUCAUGAUGCUGCGUCACAUGGGUCUCCACGACCACGGCAACAAGAUCCAGACGGCGUGUUUUGAUACCAUCAGAGACAAGAAGGUGCUGACGAAGGACCUCGGUGGAAACUCCAAGUGUUCAGAGUUUACAGGUGAAAUCUGUCGUCGCAUUCAAGACAUGGAGUGAGCCUGCAGCGAGGGAGCCGCUGUGGGAGCCUCCGCCAACCACCAGAGCCACGCCUCCUCCAAAACCCCACCCACCCUCCUCCCUGCCUCCCCCCCGCGGAUCAGUCUUACCUCUCUGGCGCUGCAGGGACACGGUCUGCCGGGAGGCUCGGAGAUGCAGCUUCUGUUUUUUUUCUUUCAUCUGUAUUUACAAAUAGAGAAAUCUGUUCUUUGUAGUGACAUGACGGGGGCGUGAAGGGGGCGGGGCUUCUGCAGCAGCGACCUGAUUAGUUACAUGACGAAACAUUCACAGCAAGCAUACGCACAAUUCUCACAUGACCAAGUUUGAAUGAAAUCCUGACAGGAGUGUGUCUUACUCAAAGUAUCAUCACCAUCUUAACAUGAAUAAUAUCAGCACUCCACGUCGCUCUUUUUUUAACGGUGAUGCAGUGCAGCAGCCGUUCCCCAAAUGUCCUCUUAUUUAUUGUUUCCUGUUACUGUCUCAUGCUGCUCUCUUCAGUUUCAGAGAUUCACAAAGAUAUAAACGUAUAUAAAGAAGGAGAGAACACACUGAUCCUGUCUUUCUUCUUUCUUCUCAUCAUCACGAGUUCAAACACGCAGCUUUUACUGAGUGCUUCAAACACUCAGACUCAUUAAAAAGGGCUUUUUGAAAAGGAUUUAUCUGAUGAAUGUUGUUGUUUUAAUGAGAAUAAAUACUAAAUGCAUGAAACGGAA